Messenger RNA from Sordaria macrospora k-hell, 1725 nucleotides. RefSeq lists its product as uncharacterized. NCBI's taxonomy places the organism in Eukaryota, Fungi, Ascomycota, Sordariomycetes, Sordariales, Sordariaceae. The record is from RefSeq and is a predicted model, not a curated record. Gene Ontology annotation, biological process: transmembrane transport. Gene Ontology annotation, cellular component: endoplasmic reticulum; membrane.
AUGGGUCUCCUCAACAUCCGAUCGCCGACGUCAUUGCGGACGGCCGUGACCGCCGCUGGCAAUUCGCCCAACGACUUUUCAAUAUCAACCACCGCACCCUUCACGGUCUUCGCAGGCGGAGAACAUGACUCUCACCCUUCCCUCCCCCAUCUCGUGCUCCUCGUUUUCGGGGCCGUUCUCGAGGUAGUAUGUGUCAGUUUGCCUGGAUACAUCAUCGCCAGGCUUGGCCACUUCGACGCCGAGAAGCAGAAGUUCUUGGCAAACCUUAACGUAAUGCUAUUUACGCCAUGCCUUAUCUUCACAAAGCUGGCAUCUCAACUUAACGCCGAUAAGCUGAUUGAGCUCGGCGUCAUCCCCAUCAUUUUCGUGAUCCAGACGUUUGUCUCGUACAUGGUCUCGGUUGGAGUCUCAAAAUGCUUCGGAUUCAACAAGCGCGCUUCCAACUUCGUCACCGCCAUGGGCGUGUUCGGCAACUCCAACUCGUUGCCCAUCUCCUUGGUCAUCUCGCUGUCGCAAACCUUGAAGGGACUGCACUGGGACCGGAUCCCUGGUGAUAACGAUGACGAGGUUGCCGCCCGCGGUAUUCUGUAUCUGAUGGUCUUCCAGCAGCUUGGCCAGCUCGUCCGCUGGAGCUGGGGAUUCCACAUUCUGCUUGCGCCCAAGUCCAAGUACGAAGAGUACAACCACGAGACGAUCGAAGAGGGCCGCUACCGUGACGAACCGUUGGAGGGCGACCAUGCCGCGCAACUCAUUCAAGGGCUGGAUAGCACCCACGAGACUGGCGAAGAACGUUACGCGCACGGUUAUGCGAGCCCGACAACGCAGUCCGACCACUCCGAAGUCUACGAGCCUGCAGGUCGUACUCCUGUUGCUGGGUCGUCAAGGACCUCUCCUAGUGAUUAUGGCGAUGACGACUCGGAUACUAUCCGGAAGCCCGGGAACGGCAAUACUGUCUCUGACCACGACGAUGGGCUCAACGGAAUGAUGUCAUUCCCCCGCAUCAGUAAUGCCGAUGAACGCGAAGUUUCUGAAGGCUUCCCGGCGCGCGUCAAGGCAUCGGCCAAGAAGGUUGCCGCUUCCGUCUCCGGUCUUGCUCAUACCGUGUUCUCUGCUCUUCCGACUCCCGUGCAGAAACUGCUCAGCAAGGUCUACAGCGGCCUGUACCGCUUCGGCGCUGGUCUCUGGGAGUUCAUGAACCCGCCUCUCUGGGCUAUGCUCGCGGCCGUCAUCGUGGCCUCGAUCCCGGAUCUUCAGGAACUCUUCUUCAAGGACGACACCUUUGUCAAGACCAGUAUCACCAGCGCCAUCAACUCUUCUGCCGGUGUUGCCGUUCCCUUGAUCUUGGUGGUGCUGGGUGCCAACCUGGCGCGCAACACGCAGAAGCGCGACGAGGUGGACGCUGAAGAGAAGCAGAUUGGCACCAAGCUGCUGGUUGCGUCUUUGAUCAGCCGCAUGCUCCUCCCGACUCUCAUCAUGGCGCCCAUUCUUGCCAUCUUCGCCAAGUAUGUGCCUGUCAGCAUUCUGGACGAUCCGAUCUUUGUUAUCGUCUGCUUCCUCCUCACGGGCGCGCCUAGCGCGUUGCAGCUGGCUCAGAUUUGCCAGAUCAACAACGUGUACGAGGUGGUCAUGGGCAAGAUUUUGUUCCAAAGCUACGUUAUCUGGAUCCUUCCUUCUACCCUUAUGUUGGUCAUGUGCGCUCUAGAGGUUGUCGAGUGGGCUGCUUAA